Knipowitschia caucasica is the source of this 777-nucleotide messenger RNA. Lineage: Eukaryota; Metazoa; Chordata; Actinopteri; Gobiiformes; Gobiidae. The record is from the annotation of a GenBank genome assembly.
AUGCUCCUCCUCCUCACACUUCCCUCUCGCAAAGUCUACAAAAAACCUGCCACACCAGUACGUUUAGGCCACAGGAACCUUUCUGAGUGCGUUUCGGAAAACAACAUGGCAAACGAUGCAUCUCCAAAAAGACGCGACGGAAUUGUGAUUGACGAUAACUGGUCUGGCUACAGUUUAGACCUGUUCAGUUACCCCUCUCACUACGCUGGGGACUUGGACUGUGUCAUCGUCCCACAUGGAGUGAUCAUGGACAGGACGGAGCGCCUGGCCCGGGACAUCAUGGACGACCUGGGGAACAAAGACAUUGUGGUGCUGUGUGUCCUGAAAGGAGGAUACCAGUUCAGUGCAGAUCUAGUGGACAAGAUUAAGGUCCUGAGCUGCAACUCCAACCGCACUAUCCCCAUGAGGGUGCACUUUAUCCGGCUCAAAAGCUACAUGAAUGACAAAGCCACAGAAGAUCUUCACAUAGUUGGAGCAGAAGAUCUGUCUUUUCUAACAGGAAAGAAUGUUCUGAUUGUUGAGGCCAUAGUAGGCACUGGGAAGACUAUGAAAACACUAUUGAAGCACGUAGAAGCUUUCAAGCCUAACAUGAUCAAAGUUGCGGGACUGCUGGUCAAACGUGUAGCACAGAAUUCCCCGUGGCUUCCUGACUAUGUUGGUUUUCAAAUUCCAAAUCGAUUUGUGGUUGGAUACGCCUUAGACUACAAUGAGUAUUUUAGAGAUCUUAAUCACAUUUGCAUCAUCAGUGAGAGUGGAAAGUUGAAGUACAAGGUUUAA